This is a messenger RNA of Hirsutella rhossiliensis, 366 nucleotides long. RefSeq lists its product as uncharacterized. The coding region runs from base 1 to 366 and encodes 121 amino acids. Gene Ontology annotation, cellular component: ribosome; mitochondrion. The record is from RefSeq and is a predicted model, not a curated record. Gene Ontology annotation, molecular function: structural constituent of ribosome. NCBI's taxonomy places the organism in Eukaryota, Fungi, Ascomycota, Sordariomycetes, Hypocreales, Ophiocordycipitaceae. Gene Ontology annotation, biological process: translation. The transcript has 4 exons.
AUGUGUAUCGGCGGUACCUCUCUGGGCUGGGUACGAAGUCACCUCUCGGCGCCACUUUCCCCCGACGCCGCUCCCACCCAGCAGCAGCCAAGCUCGUUCCGAAAUUCUGCCUGCGCAUUGGUCUUUGCCAUCCACAUCACCACCGAGCUUUGGGCCUGUAGCCGUGGCUACACCUUUGCAACCGCAGCCAUGGCCAAGAAAGCCAAGGCUCGCUUGAUCCACGUCCGCCUCAUCUCAAUGGCCAUGACCGGCUUCUUCUACACCUUCAAGCGUCCUCGGACAGCCCCCAUGAUGGGCAUGAUGAAAUACGACCCCAUCGUCCGCAAAAAGGUCCUCUUCCUCGAAUCGAAAAAGAGAUCAAAGUGA